Molecule: messenger RNA, 471 nt
Organism: Lathyrus oleraceus (garden pea)
Lineage: Eukaryota; Viridiplantae; Streptophyta; Magnoliopsida; Fabales; Fabaceae
Exons: 1
Coding region: 1-471 (156 amino acids)
Source: RefSeq, a predicted model, not a curated record
AUGGUAAGUGGUAGACAAUUUACCAUUGAGGGGGAACCAAUGAAAGAUGCAACUCUAUUCAGACAAGCCAUGGGAGCACUGCAGUACUUAACCAACACAAGACCUGACAUAGCCUUCUCUGUCAACAAAUUGAGUCAGUACAUGAGUUCUCCUACAAUGGAAUAUUGGCAAGGUAUAAAAAGAAUAUUCAGAUAUAUUCAAGGCACCAUUGAUCACUGUCUACAUAUUAAACCAUCAACUAAUCUAGACAUCACAGGGUUUUCAGAUGCAAAUUGGGCAACAAGCAUAGAUGAUAGAAAAUCAAUUGCAGGGCACUGUGUUUUUCUUGGUGAAACUCUAGUAUCUUGGUCUUCAAGGAAGCAAAAGGUAGUGUCAAGAUCAUCAACUGAGUCAGAAUAUAGAGCAUUGGCAGACUUGGCAACUGAAAUUACGUGGACAUGCUCACUAAUGCAAGAGUUAAAAUUUCCCUAA